CUCCCACCCCCGCAGCCCUGGACGCCGAGUAGAGAGGAGAGGGGUCACAGGGACCAGGAGGGCAGUACGAACAGGAGGACCUUGAGACCCCACCCCAGCUGGGUAGCGGACCCAGAGGGCUGCAGCCACAGGUCCACGCCCCCUUUCGCCGCGCCCGCAGCCCCGGGUCCGCGCGCGCCCACCUGGCCUAGAGCCCGAAUCCCACCUCUACCGGGUCCAGGGCCAAUCGGCCGCGCCCCGCCUCCUGGGAGGUGGGGGAGGAGGGGGUUGGGGGCCGGGCGGCAGCUCCCGCCUCUAGCUCGUGCCCAUUGGCUGGGGCCUCGAGGGUGCCCGAAGACCGGAGUGCAGUUUGAUUGGCCGCAGAGGCUCAUGACAGCGGCGCCCAUUGGCUGUGGCAGCCCCCGUGACGCGGGGUGGCGACUGGCUCCCGGGUCUGAGGGGCUCCUGCUUGUCAGGUUCUAGCUCAUGUUUUCUGGCCAGACCUGUGGUCAUUCCCGUGAGACUUUACUGCACAUUUUCUCAAGUGUCUUCCUCAUCCCUAAUGUGUAAUCCUUCAACAUGGACCUGCUACUUUAGCUGAGAUAUGACCAGCAAUGAAUAGUAGUAAGAUAUGUGCUGAUUAGAAGGCUCACAGUGCAGUGUGGAGGAUAAGACAGUGCCUUACAAAAUGGGGUUUGGGAGUGACCUGAAGAAUUCACAUGAAGCUGUGCUAAAAUUGCAAGACUGGGAAUUACGGUUACUGGAAACAGUGAAGAAAUUUAUGGCCCUGAGAAUAAAAAGUGAUAAAGAAUAUGCAUCUACUUUACAGAACCUUUGUAAUCAAGUUGAUAAGGAAAGUACUGUUCAAAUGAAUUAUGUCAGCAAUGUAUCCAAGUCUUGGCUACUUAUGAUUCAGCAGACGGAACAGCUUAGUAGAAUAAUGAAGACACAUGCAGAGGACCUAAAUUCUGGACCCUUACACAGGCUCACUAUGAUGAUCAAAGACAAGCAGCAGGUGAAGAAAAGUUUUAUAGGUGUUCAUCAGCAGAUAGAAGCAGAGAUGAUCAAGGUUACAAAGACAGAAUUAGAGAAAUUAAAAUCCAGCUAUAGACAGUUAAUAAAAGAAAUGAAUUCUGCCAAAGAGAAAUAUAAAGAAGCUUUAGCUAAAGGGAAAGAAACCGAAAAGGCCAAGGAACGAUAUGACAAAGCGACAAUGAAACUUCAUAUGUUGCAUAAUCAGUAUGUAUUGGCAUUGAAAGGGGCACAGCUUCAUCAGAAUCAGUAUUAUGACACCACACUUCCUUUGCUUCUGGACUCCUUACAAAAGAUGCAAGAAGAAAUGAUAAAAGCACUAAAAGGUAUAUUUGAUGAAUACAGCCAGAUAACCAGUCUUGUUACAGAAGAAAUAGUGAAUGUCCAUAAAGAGAUUCAAAUGUCGGUUGAACAGAUAGACCCUAGCACAGAAUAUAAUAAUUUCAUAGAUGUUCACAGAACAACGGCUGCUAAAGAGCAAGAAAUUGAGUUUGAUACUUCCUUACUAGAAGAAAAUGAAAAUCUUCAGGCAAAUGAAAUUAUGUGGAAUAAUUUAACAGCAGAAAGUUUACAAGUAAUGUUGAAAACUUUAGCAGAGGAACUUAUGCAGACACAGCAGAUGCUUUUAAACAAGGAGGAGGCUGUCUUGGAGCUAGAGAAGAGAAUUGAGGAAUCUUCUAAGACCUAUGAAAAGAAGUCUGAUAUUGUGCUUCUGCUAAGCCAAAAGCAGACACUUGAAGAGCUGAAGCAGUCAGUCCAGCAGCUGAGAUGCACUGAGGCAAAGUUUACGGCACAGAAAGAAUUACUAGAGGAAAAAGUACAAGAAAAUGAUGGGAAAGAGCCACCUCCAGUAGUAAAUUAUGAAGAAGAUGCACGAUCAGUUACAUCUAUGGAAAGAAAGGAGAGGCUAUCCAAAUUUGAGUCUAUUCGUCAUUCAAUUGCUGGAAUAAUUAGGUCUCCAAAAUCGGCACUGGGCUCUUCAACAUUCUCUGAUACGAUCCCUAUAAGUGAGAAGCCCCUGGCAGAACAGGACUGGUACCAUGGAGCAAUUCCCAGAAUAGAAGCGCAAGAUCUAUUAAAACAACAAGGAGACUUCUUGGUGCGAGAGAGUCAUGGGAAACCUGGUGAAUAUGUCCUUUCUGUAUAUUCUGAUGGACAAAGGAGACACUUUAUCAUACAAUUUGUUGAUAAUCUAUAUCGAUUUGAAGGCACUGGUUUUUCAAACAUUCCUCAACUUAUAGAUCAUCACUAUACAACAAAACAGGUCAUCACUAAGAAAUCAGGUGUAGUUCUGCUGAAUCCUAUUCCUAAGGAUAAGAAAUGGGUUCUCAAUCACGAAGAUGUCACAUUGGGAGAAUUACUGGGCAAGGGAAAUUUUGGUGAAGUAUAUAAGGGCAUAUUAAAGGAUAAAACUGCUGUUGCUGUUAAAACAUGUAAAGAAGACCUUCCUCAGGAACUGAAAAUAAAAUUUUUACAAGAAGCCAAAAUUCUCAAGCAAUACGAUCAUCCCAAUAUUGUCAAACUUAUAGGCGUUUGCACACAAAGACAGCCUAUCUACAUCAUUAUGGAACUGGUUCCAGGAGGUGAUUUCCUGUCCUUUCUGAGAAAGAAGAAGGAUGAAAUAAAGCUCAAACAAUUAGUGAAAUUUUCAUUAGAUGCUGCUUCUGGUAUGUCCUAUCUCGAGAGUAAAAACUGUAUACACAGGGAUCUUGCUGCAAGAAACUGCCUGGUAGGUGAAAAUAACAUUCUGAAAAUCAGUGACUUUGGAAUGUCUCGUCAAGAGGAUGGUGGAGUGUAUUCAUCUUCUGGCUUAAAACAGAUUCCCAUUAAAUGGACAGCACCAGAAGCUCUUAAUUAUGGGUACCGAAUGUCAGCCCCUCAGCAUUGCCCAGAGGACAUUUUCAAAAUUAUGACGAAGUGCUGGGAUUAUAAACCUGAAAACCGCCCCAAGUUCAGUGAACUUCAGAAAGAGCUCACUGUCAUCAAGAGGAAAAUCACACAGUGACGGAGCAGUGCCAACAGCCUCUAGGACCUGGUCCUCCAACAGAGUGACACUGUUCUUGUUAACAAUGAGUUUAUACCACAUUACCUGCAACAGUCUUCUAAAGUGAUUUUUGUUAUUAACUGUUUUUUUUUAAGUAUGUGCC
This is a messenger RNA of Odobenus rosmarus divergens (Pacific walrus), 3158 nucleotides long. It is a transcript of the gene FER, whose product is annotated as fer (fps/fes related) tyrosine kinase. Gene Ontology annotation, biological process: Fc-epsilon receptor signaling pathway; chemotaxis; peptidyl-tyrosine phosphorylation. The transcript has 19 exons. The record is from RefSeq and is a predicted model, not a curated record. Bases 668 to 3016 code for a protein of 782 amino acids. Gene Ontology annotation, molecular function: ATP binding; non-membrane spanning protein tyrosine kinase activity. NCBI's taxonomy places the organism in Eukaryota, Metazoa, Chordata, Mammalia, Carnivora, Odobenidae.